Gavialis gangeticus (Gharial) is the source of this 2865-nucleotide messenger RNA. It is a transcript of the gene ING1, whose product is annotated as inhibitor of growth family member 1. Gene Ontology annotation, biological process: positive regulation of DNA-templated transcription. Lineage: Eukaryota; Metazoa; Chordata; Crocodylia; Gavialidae. Gene Ontology annotation, cellular component: nucleus. The coding region runs from base 1101 to 1946 and encodes 281 amino acids. The transcript is spliced from 2 exons. The record is from RefSeq and is a predicted model, not a curated record.
GGCAGGUGCCAUUUUUAUCCUCCCCGCCCCUCCGGAGUGCGUAUGCGUAGUACACCCCCUCCCCGCAACGCGUCGCGGUAUCCCAGGCAUAAUUGUCAUUGCUUUCCCCCACUUCUGGGCGCCGAUUGGCUUGGAGCGCCGAGGGGCGGAAUAUCUGCCGCUGCGCGCUUCCCGAUUGGCUGGCGCGAGUGUCAUUGCAGCGCCGGGAGGAGGGAUGCGGCUCCCUGUGUUGGGAGGUGGAGUUUGGCUUCGCCGCUCCGUUAAAGGGGAGCCCCCGGUGCAAGCCGGGCGGUGUAUGAGUCACACGCAUAAGUGAACACGCACAAACACACACCCUUGUGCCACGCACCGCCCUUAGCCCCUCCCGACCCAAAACUUUCCCCCUCAGCCCAGCGUGAGCAGGGAGGGGUAAUAAAUCUGUACGGGGGGGAAAGGAAGCGAGAGAGUGAGUGUGUAUGCGCGUCCACCCGCCCUUGUCGCGGGGAGGGGUGCGCAUGCGCGGUGCGUGGCGGGGCUGAAUGUUUCCCAAGUGUUUGAAACUGGUAUUUGGGUUUUCCACGUUGGAUCAAGUGCGGCGCACGGAGCGGGGAGCAGCGGCCGCACCGAGGAGGAGGAGAAGGACGGGGAGGAGGAGGAGGAGGAGCAGGAGCAGGCGCCGGCAAACAGAGAGGUUCGCUUUUGCUGCUGCUGCCUCACACUUUGCAGACCAGAUUUGGUUUCCAGAUUGUUUCGGAGGAGCUGGUGUGAGCGGCACACACACACACACCUCCCUCCGAUUGUUCCUACCCCCGUCCUCUGUGAGUUCCCCGCCACGACAGCCAUUCAAUCAGCUGCUGCUGCUGGCUGGAGUGGGGUGACUCGCAGAGGGUGUGUGUGUGUCUCUCUCCCUCUGUUUUCACCGGAGAGGAGUCCGAUGUAGCUGCUCCCGGUGCUCUGGAAGAGGUGGGGGGAGCUGCAAGGGAGCGAUCCGGGCACUGAGCAGCCCUUGCAAGCCUGGGCUGGGCGGCAGGCAGGAGACGACCCCCGCUGCUGCUGCUACUGCGCCCGUGGGGGGGGGCUCGGAUCCCUCUGUUGCCUGCCUCGUUUUCUUCACUUGCCGGAUGAAAAUGUUGAGUCCCGCUAACGGAGACCAGCUGCAGCUCGUCAACUAUGUGGAGGAUUAUCUGGACUCCAUCGAGUCCCUGCCCUUCGAUCUGCAGAGAAACGUCUCCCUGAUGAGGGAGAUUGACGCCAAAUAUCAAGAAAUCUUAAAGGAGCUGGAUGAUUAUUAUGAAAAGUUCAAACGAGAGACAGAUGCAGUGCAGAAGAGAAGACUGUUGCAUUGCAUACAGAGAGCAUUGAUCAGGAGUCAGGAGCUGGGAGAUGAAAAAAUCCAAAUUGUCAGCCAGAUGGUGGAGCUCGUUGAGAACAGAACCAGACAAGUGGAUGGUCACGUGGAACUAUUUGAGACUUGUCAAGAGACUAAUGACACUACUGGGAACAGUGGCAAAGCCAGUCAGGAUAAGUCAAAGAGUGAAACAAUCGCUCAGGCAGAAAAGCCCAACAACAAGAGGUCAAGGCGGCAGAGGAAUAAUGAAAAUCGAGAAAAUGCUUCUAAUAAUCACGAUCACGAUGACAUCACCUCAGGAACUCCAAAAGAGAAGAAAGCAAAAACAUCCAAGAAAAAGAAGCGCUCCAAGGCAAAAGCAGAGAGAGAGGCUUCCCCAGCAGAUCUUCCUAUUGAUCCCAAUGAGCCAACAUACUGCUUAUGUAAUCAAGUCUCCUAUGGAGAAAUGAUAGGAUGUGAUAAUGAUGAGUGUCCAAUUGAGUGGUUUCAUUUCUCAUGUGUGGGACUCAAUCAUAAACCAAAGGGUAAAUGGUAUUGCCCCAAAUGUAGAGGAGAAAACGAGAAAACUAUGGACAAGGCACUAGAGAAAUCAAAAAAAGAAAGGGCCUACAACAGGUAGUUUGGAGACUUUUAAUAGCAAAGAAAACUAAAACCACCAAACCAGUGUAUUUAUUGUCAGUGUCACCUUUGUGGAGGUGCAAAGAUUGUAAAAUGUAUAUUUUUAAAGGAGGUUAGAAACUGAACCAUUCCUGUUAUAGGGACGGCAAUAAGACUGAUUUUGUUUUUCAUUUGGUACAGCUAUAAACAAGAAAGUGGUCCAUGGACCAACAUUUAACAAUAAACAAAGUAAUAAAAGUUUAAGUGUAGUGUUCAUCUGGGUCUUAAGAAAAAAGAAUAUUUUUUUGUGUGUGCUUGUAGCACUGUACCCAUUAAAAUUUCAAUUACAAUAUUUCUUGAACAUCCAUUUCGUUUUUCUUCAUAAGGGAAUGUUAUUUACCUUUUGAGCAAAUUGUCAAAUAGUAUUGCCAUCCGGCUGUAUUUGAAUAAAGCUACAGUACCUUGCAAAUUAAAUUUCUUUCAUUGACAACCAGUACAAGAACUAACAGAACAAAGGUAAAAAUUCCAGUUCCUGCUACAAAGUGUGUCAGUAUAACAGUUUAAUAACAAAUGUUGAAAUAGGGUUAGAAGAUUAUUUUUUACAAAAAGUAAAUGGUUGACUUUUACAUGACAAAUAUUUUAUAUACUGGCCAGGUACCACAAGGGCCAUUUUAAAUGAUUCAGUACAUUUUAUAUUUAACCGGGAAGUGGUUUAGUAAUGAAACUUAAAACAAGCUUUAUACUGUCACAGAUAAUAAUGUAGCAAUCUUUAAUUUGUAUAAGUUGUAUAAAUGUACAUUUUUAAGUGGAGUUGCACUUACUGUAUUAUAAUUGGAAAUGCAGCCAAAUGCCAUUGGUUAACCGAUGUGCAUUUCCUUCUGUAUGUAUGAAAACUGUACAGCUGUGAUAUUAAGAAAUAAAUGAAACAACUUGGAAAGCUU